Messenger RNA from Salvia miltiorrhiza (redroot sage), 1825 nucleotides. Its product is annotated as pectin acetylesterase 5-like. The record is from RefSeq and is a predicted model, not a curated record. Bases 156 to 1472 code for a protein of 438 amino acids. The transcript is spliced from 12 exons. Lineage: Eukaryota; Viridiplantae; Streptophyta; Magnoliopsida; Lamiales; Lamiaceae. Gene Ontology annotation, molecular function: hydrolase activity.
UGCUCUUUUUCUGCCUAACGUGGAAUAGUUUUCUCUCCUUUUAAUUUCGUAGAUAGUCAACUGGUUUACAAAAUGGGGUCCAAGAUCUCCAUGGUAGUACCCCAAGGUACAACCUCCAUUAGCGAGAUUCCACAUCUUGGACUUCCUUACAUCCUAUGUCGCCUAAUCACCACCGCCUUCCUCGCGUCACCGCCGACUUCCGAUGGCGGUGGUGGCUUAAAUUAUGGAAGCGGGAGCUGACUAUUGCCGCCGCCGCCGCUGCAAUCGUCUUUUUCCUCGUCGUCCUCUCUCCUUUUCCGAAAAUCUCGCACACAUUUGGAGUUACAGACGUAAUAGAUUCGGCAGCAGCUUCAGAGUGGGUGCCUUUCACGCCUCUGUCCAAAGCGCAGCGACAUUCUGCUUUUUGUUUGGACGGGAGUUUGCCUGGUUAUCAUCUAAAGAGAGGAUUUGGAUCUGGCUCAGACAGUUGGCUAAUUCACGUUGAGGGUGGAGGAUGGUGUAGCAAUAUAACAUCUUGUUCGGCUCGGAAGAGAACAAAAUUAGGUUCAUCAACUUAUAUGGCCAAACAAGAUCAGUUUUUGGGUAUCUUGAGCCAUGAUCAAGUUCAGAAUCCCGAUUUUUUCAACUGGAACAAGGUGAAAGUAAAGUAUUGUGAUGGAUCAUCAUUUUCCAGUAAUCCUGAUACCGAGUUCAAAAAUGGAACAGAACUUUUCUUCAGAGGUCAGUUUAUCUGGGACACACUUAUGGAUGAGCUAUUGACAAUCGGAAUGUCUAAAGCUAGACAGGCCCUUCUCACAGGAUGCUCUGCUGGUGGUUUGGCCAUUCUCAUACACUGUGAUGACUUUCGGGAUCUCCUUCCAAAAGAUACAGAUGUGAAGUGUCUGGCAGAUGCAGGUUUUUUCCUUAAUGAGAAAGAUAUUGCUGGAAACCACAGCAUCGAAUCAUUUUAUCAUGAUGUUGUUCGUCUCCAGGGCAUUACGAAAAGUUUGAACCGUGAUUGCGUUGCCAGAUCUGGCGAGCCCUCUAAGUGUUUCUUUCCUCAAGAAUUUAUAGGAAAUAUAAAGACCCCUCUCUUCUUUGUUCAACCAGCAUAUGAUUUUUGGCAGAUAGCAAACAUUUUGGUGCCUAAAUCUUCGGAUCCUCAUCGCAGUUGGCUCAGGUGCAGGCUAAAUAUUUGGAAUUGUGAUUCCAACCAGCUAGAAGUACUCCAUGGUUACAGAAAUUCAUUGCUCAAGACGCUAGAUAGAUUUCAGAAAAAUCCGAAAUGGGGAAUGUUUAUAAAUUCUUGUUUUAUCCAUUGCCAGACAUGGGCAGCUGAGACAUGGCAUUCACCCACAUCUCCUAGAAUCAACAACAAAACAAUUGCAGAAACAGUAGGUGAUUGGUACUUUGAAAGAGAAGCAGCGAUAAGAAUUGAUUGUCCUUUCCCCUGCAACCCUACUUGCUACAACAGAGAUCUCUCAGUUGGUUGAGAAUUACAAGAUUACAUCGGGUACGCUAUUAUCUCGUCGCUUCUCACAGUAACUGUUAAGAUUGAUUUAACAACAUGAGCCAGGACCAGUUGUAGAUGCUGCUGCCUUUGCUUCUCUAACGAAGAAUGUGAGAUUGAAAUCUGCAACUUCUUUUGGUUUGAAAUGUGUAACCUUCUGCGAUUUUUCGAAAUCUUGUAUACGACGCUCUCAAAAAAAAAAAAAAAAAAAAAAAAUCUUGUAUAUGACUGAUCAUCAUGUAACUUCAUGUCAUGAAAUUUAGUUCCUUUAUUUUAUUUUAUUUUAUUUUAUUUUAUGACUUGAUAAGAUCAAACUGAGUGUAACCACUUUGCUGA